Messenger RNA from Papaver somniferum (opium poppy), 2024 nucleotides. Its product is annotated as serine/threonine-protein kinase/endoribonuclease IRE1-like. Gene Ontology annotation, molecular function: RNA endonuclease activity; protein serine/threonine kinase activity. Bases 777 to 1625 code for a protein of 282 amino acids. Gene Ontology annotation, biological process: endoplasmic reticulum unfolded protein response; mRNA processing. The record is from RefSeq and is a predicted model, not a curated record. NCBI's taxonomy places the organism in Eukaryota, Viridiplantae, Streptophyta, Magnoliopsida, Ranunculales, Papaveraceae. The transcript has 5 exons.
GCUAUUUCUCUCUGCCAAACUCAUUUGUCUUUUUCUUCCUCUUCUUGUACCCCCAUCACAAACCCUAAAAACCUAGAUCUAUACAUUCCUGCGCUUUAAACCUUCUCACAAUCUCUCUACGAAAUGGAAGACAAAAUGAUCACAAAACCCCUAAAAACCUGAAUUUAUACAUUCCUGCGCUUUAAAUUUCUUACAAUCUCUCUACGAAGUCCAAGACAAAAUGAUCGCAAAACCCCUAAAAACCUAAAUCUAUACAUUCGUGCGCUUUAAAUCUUCUCGCUAUCGCUUUACAAAGUCGAAAAUAAAAAGGUACUUUACUUUCGUUUUGAUCUUUUAAACCAAAGUUCCCGAAAUCUUAUGUUUUUACGAGUUUUUGAUUUGAAAAUUUUAUCAGCUACAUUGGUGUUAUAUUCUUACAGAAAUCGAAUUCAUGGAUAGUGUUACUUUGUUUGAUAUAAGUAUGGGAGAAUCGGCAGUACUAAGUAAAGUUCGUAUUGAUUUUAGUCGUAAACUUCUAGAUAGAUAGUUAUUAUGGAGUUUGGGGCAACCGUCGUAUUAUAGCUAGGCGGUUUGAAACUCCCGAAGAUGCUGCAGAACAAGCUUUUGUAGGGGUAGAUUGCCGCCACGUUUUAGGUUAUCUUGGAGAAUUUAGGCUUUCAGGAAUAUUCAAGGGUGUCCAUAACCCAUUGUUUCAUAUUUUUGAAUCUUAUAUAUGCACGCUGAGGGAACUCUUGAGUGGAAAAUAUGAAGGGAAAGGGGCUGAUGGAACGAAGGAAAUGGAUGUACUGAGACUAUUUGAGAUGCUCAGAGAUGGUCGUAUAAAGAUAGAUUUCAUAGAAAUACUCAGAUAUAUCAUAUUAGCAUUGGAAGAAUUGAAACAUAUGGAUGGGGUUAAAUUCCACGGAAGCUUGUCAGUGGACACUGUCGGGAUACUCAUUACCAAAACCGGAAAAAUUCAUGUGAAGGUUUUUGGCGUCAGCUACAAGACACCAGGUCUAUCUGCACAAGAUGAUUUCGUCGCCUUAGGAAGCUUAAUCAAAGAAUGUUUCCAACUCUCCAACUUUCCUAUAGUAGAUCAUGUUGAAGCUCAUGACUUCACAGAGAGGUUGAACAUUGGAAAUGCUCUUCCUAUGCAUGCUGUUAGUUUAUGGACCCAUUAUGAGCAAAAUCCUUCUCAUUUACUGCGCCAUCCCCUCUUUUGGAGUGGUGCGAUGUGCUUGGAAUUUGUCAAGAGGCUAGGUGGCUUGCUGAUGUCGAUAGCAGGGCGAACCAAAGCUGCCACAUUUCGAAACACAUUCAGAACCGCCAUGGAUAUUCCUAUUAAUAAUUGGCAAGCAUCAGUCGAUUCCAAUACACAAACACAUAUUGGUAAGAAAACGUAUGGCACCUUCGAUUGUUUGUCAUCCACAGAUUUACUUAAGAUGAUGCGUCACAAGAGAAUUCAUUUUCUAGAGCUCCAAACAGUUGAUCAGUCCUUUUACGGGAUGCUACCUGAAGCAUUCUAUGAGCAUUUUAGAAGCGAUUAUCCUGAUUUGUUAAUGAGAGCUUACAAUGCAUUGGAGCAAUACAUAGCAUUGUUGCCUGACCUUCCUAAUGGAUACUUUGAUGACCUACUUCUCAGAUGAUGUGAGGGAGGUUCCUUGGACAGAUAAUGAUGGAGAUACCUUUUUUUUGGGGGAAGAAGUUUUUAAUGAAUGUAUUAAGAAGUCAAGAAACGCGAAUUGGAAUUAGAUAGAUAAAUUCUCUUUGUUCUUCUUUGGUGGAUUGGUUUUCUUUCGUCUAAAAUGGUUAUUGUGUAUAGUGAAGUAUGAUAUAUUAUAUCUCUUCUGAAGAAAGACUGAUACUUCGGAAAACAUCUUCUUUCCUUUUAUUACACACUACUUACAUUAUAUCACUGCUGCAUAGCUCAACACUUUCUUGUAUUCACGGAGAGUGCAUUGAAUGUGCAUGUCAUCUCAGUGAUCUUACAUUUACAAGUUCUUUGUUGCUAUUCAGACUGCAUAAGAUUGUCACACUCGAGAUAA